AUGUCUAAUCAAUUGAUAAUACAACCUGAUGUUCUACCAACUAAUCAAGUAUUACAAGAACAUUUAAAUUCAUCCGUAUUUUUAACAAAUAAUGUAUGGAAAAUAGCGUUCUCACCAUGUUCAGAAUAUUUAGCUAUACCAAAACAAGAUAUCUAUGGUCAAUAUUGUGUACUUAUUAUGCGUUGUUCAGAUUGGAAUGCAACGAAUAUUACAGACACUGACUUAUGUUUACAUAAUCGUUUUACUUGUACAUCAGCAAUAUGGUCAUUAGCAUUUGGUGAAGGAAAAUUAAGUUCGAAUUCAAUAAUAAAAUCAAAUUUUUAUGAAACAAAUUCUCCAUCAACACCAAAACCACGACGUGAAUUACUUGAACGACGUCGUUCAAGUUUAUCCGUAGUUAAUCGUCGAUAUGAUUUUACAAAUAAUAUAUUUUUAGCUGCUGGUCUUGCUGAUGGAAGAAUCAAUGUUUGGAAUAUUAAUACGGGAGAAUUAACAUUAAUUUUAAAAGAUCAUCGAUCGACUGUUUGUGGAUUAGAUUUUACAUCAUCGACAAUGCAAUUAGCAUCAUGUUCACAUGAUACAAAAAUUAAAUUAUGGGAUCUACUUGAUGAUGGUAACAUGUAUAAAACAUUAAAUGAAUGGACUCAUGUCAUCAAUGCUGUAAAAUGGUCACCAGAUGAAACACUUUUAUGUGCCGUAGGUCCAUAUGAAUUAGUUGUUUUAUAUGAUACAACAACAUGGCAAGAAUUAUUUAAAUUAGAAGGACAUUUAAAUAGUGUUGCUGAUUGUGUUUUUUCAUCCGAUAGUGCUUUAUUAGCAACAGCUUCUUAUGAUACACGUGUUAUAUUAUGGUCAACUAUCACCGGAGAAAUUAUUAAGUCAUUUGCACAUAAAAUUCCAAUUCCAUUGAAAAUUUAUGCUGGUGGUGAUAAUGGAGCAUUUGUUCGAUCUGUUGUUAUGACAAAAUAUAAUCAUGUAUUGGUUACUGCAUGUGAUGACAAUAAAGUACGUUGGUUUCCUUUGGUAUCAAGUCAAUCAUCAAAAGUCAUACAUGAACGAACAGAAACAAAUGUUCUUUGUGUUGCAAUAACAUCUGAUAGUAAAACUAUGGCUGUUAGUAAUCGUAAUGGUGAAGUACAUCUGUUAUCAGCACUUUCAACAUUAUCAACAAGUCAACCAUCAUCAUUAAAAUAUUUCUGUCGUUUAUUAAUUAAUAGUAGUUGUGGAAUGAAUAGAAAAGAAAUUUUAAAUUUAUCUAUACCACAACAUUUAAUUAGUUAUCUUCUUUAUCGAGAUAUUAAAAUGAAAUGA
Adineta steineri is the source of this 1311-nucleotide messenger RNA. Lineage: Eukaryota; Metazoa; Rotifera; Eurotatoria; Adinetida; Adinetidae. The record is from the annotation of a GenBank genome assembly.